Pieris macdunnoughi is the source of this 345-nucleotide messenger RNA. Lineage: Eukaryota; Metazoa; Arthropoda; Insecta; Lepidoptera; Pieridae. The record is from the annotation of a GenBank genome assembly.
AUGGCUCAAGAAGAUGAUGAGGAGGAUCUAGUUUUUAACGUUGAAGAAGUUCAAAAACUAGUAAGAGAUAACAUCGAAUUAUGUUUAGGAGGGAACGUUUACAGUCAUUCUCGGGCGCCUCAGUGGAUAACUGUAAUCACAGAAAGAACUUUGGCGAGAUUAACAAAGCUAAAUAAGCCUUUUAAAUACAUAAUGAGAAUGACAGUCACCCAGAAGAAUGGGUGUGGUCUGCAUACGGCAGCAGCAUAUUUUUGGGACACCGCAACAGACGGAACGUGUACUGUGCGCUGGGAAAACAAGUACAUGUACUGUAUUGUUAAUAUUUGGGGACUUGCGUUACAAUAA